Molecule: messenger RNA, 6960 nt
Organism: Chlamydomonas reinhardtii
Lineage: Eukaryota; Viridiplantae; Chlorophyta; Chlorophyceae; Chlamydomonadales; Chlamydomonadaceae
Exons: 9
Coding region: 234-5948 (1904 amino acids)
Biological process (GO): proteolysis
Cellular component (GO): membrane
Molecular function (GO): serine-type endopeptidase activity
Source: RefSeq, a predicted model, not a curated record
CUUAACCGCGUUGAGAGCACCAUUGCAAGCUCAAGCCACAAAGCUUUCAGCUGCGUGCUGAAUACAAAAAGAUCUCUAUAUAACACAUCCGUAUUAUUGAGUUGAGGAAAUGUGGGAUGAUUCACCGCACUGCAAGCCCAGACUGCUGGUGCAACUGGUGAAAUUAAGGGAUUGCAGCGGACGGUGAUUUUCGUCGAUCCUUCCUCACUAAGCGAUAUGCAAAGCACAGAAUAAUGCUUUCCAUUGGACGAGGGCUGGCUUUGGUGCUGCUGUUUCUUGGUGCAUUCUCCAGCGGAGUCGCUGCGAAGCGGUCGUCUCGUGUCGGGUCCGCCGCUGGCGCGUGGGACUGCGACGAAUGCCCCGAAAUAGCAGCACCAGUAUGUGUCGCUGGUGUAACGUUCAGGCACGCCUGCCUCGCCGCGUGCCAGGGGUUGCCGAGUGGCGCCAACGGUCCGUGCGCAGGUGACAAACUCAUUGCGACUGCCACUGGUGUUCUGGACAGCGACCCCGAAGCGGCGGCCGCGGACGUCGCAUCUACGAGUUUGCAGGGCUCCGCUGACGCCACGGCUGUCAGCAGCAGCGGCCGCGGUGCGGCUGCUGUCAGCAGCCGCAGCAGCGCUGCCGGGGAGGAUAGUGGCAAGCACCACAAGCGGAAGCACGCACGUGGGCAGGACAUGCACCGCUUCCGACAGCACGGCUUCGUGUUGGUGGGCUCGCUACCGCUGGCGUCGGCAGCUGAGGCCUCGCCGCAGGCACCGCCGUCGCAGCCGCCAUCCCAAUCAAAGGGUGGCAGCGGCGAUGGCGGCGGCGGUAAUGGUGAUGGUGGUGGUGGUAGUGUUGACAGCGAUGACACGAUUUUGGGCGAGAGCUCAUGGGACCCCGAGCGGGCUAACAUGAGGACGCCCAAGUCCAGAUUUAACCCUGGAUCUAGCAGCAGCCGCGACGGCAGCAGUAGCAGUAGCAGCAGCAGCAGCAGUGGCUCGGAUGGGAUGCAGGUCCGUGCGUUGCGCUACUCGGUCGCCGACGGCCUGCUCUACGCAGAACUGGCGGCUCGCCCGGCGCUGGAGCCCGCAGUGCGGCGAGCGCUGUCGGCAGCGACCUCGCUUGACGGCGCCGCCUGGCUGGCCCCAGCCGCCGGCGGGGACCAGGACCAGGACCAGGAGCAGGAGCAAGAACUGGGGCGCUUUGAGUCGUUUGAAGCCAUGGCGACCACGAACGGGAGCGUGGAGGAUGGCGGGGCCUCCGCUGCUGUCGCGGCGGCCGCUUUAGCCGGUGCCGGGUAUAGUAAGCGGGGCAGCGGCCGUGCAGCAGGCCCCCUAGAGCUGCUGGAGCCCGAGAGCGAGUCCGCCGCCGGCGGCCUGCUCCGCAGGCAGUGGCAGGUGCCCCGGCAGCAGCAAGCGCAGCCGCAGCAGCGGCAGCGGCACCGGCGCAGCCUGCAGCAGGGGCUGCAGUGGUCCGGCGAUGCGCGCUGGCGCGUGCGCGAUGCCGCCGCCUGGCCUUUCUCGGCUGUGGCGUACGUGGUGUAUAAGCAGCCUAGCACGGGCUCGCGCUACCAGUGCUCGGCCACCUUUAUUUCGCCGGUGGACGUGCUGACAGCUGCGCAUUGCGUGUGGGACUUCGACAACCAGACCGCCUACCGCGACUGGCGCGUGUGGCCGGGCCUGGCAUCGGCUUCCAGCGCCCCCUCCAACGCCGCUGCCUUCAUGGCGGAGUACGUCACAUUCUACCGCACGGAGGCGGCGGCGGCGGCGGUUGGCGAUACAACGGUCUUCAAUGACCUCGACCGCGCCAACCGACGCGGGCCCGGCGGCGUUGGAAACGUAACCGACGAGCAGCAGUACGGCGAGCAGCGCUACGACGUCAACUACUUUGACAUUGCAAUCAUUCGUGUCAACCGCUCGCACAACAGUUGGCUGGGGCUUAAGUACGACUGCUCCGUACAGUCGUACCCCAAGACCAUGGCGUGUGGCUACCCCGCCACCUGGCCGGCCAGCUACUGGCAGCACUGCAGCCAGUGCUUCCUGGCCACCAGCUCCUGCCGCCCGCUGUGGCAGAUGUACAAUUUCUGCUACAGCGAGCGCGGGCAAUCCGGCAUGGCCAUCACUGACCUGCACGACAGCCGUGUGCUGGGCGUGCUGAGCGGCGGGCCCGCCAACGGCUGGGACUACUCCUUCUGGACGCCCAUUGACGCCUUCCACUUCCAUAACAUUGUGCGCUGGCUGGCGCCCAACGAUGGGACCCUGGCGACGCCGCCACCACCGCCGCCGCCGGUUCCGCCGUCGGGCGGUGAGAAGCAGUCACCGCUGCGGCAGGAGCGACUGCCAGACGCGCCGCCACCGCCGAAUGUGCCGGAGGCGCCGCAGCCGCCGCCGCGCCCGCCGCGGCCCCCACCGCCGCCGCCGCCAUCGCCGCCGCCGCCGCCACCGCUGCCGCCAGACGCGCCUGCGGACCCGCCGCGCCCGCCACGCCCGCCGCCCAAGCAUUCCAAGCCGCCGCCCGCAAACAAGCCGCCGCUCAUCCUCAAGCCCAAGCCGCCGGGCCGCGCCGUUCGCAAGAAGUUCCCGCCGCCGCGCUUCGCGCCUCACCCUAGCCCCGCUCCCUCCGGCAUCCGCAGCGCUUAUGUGGCCUUAGAGCACAGUGUCGUGGUCGACCAGGAGGCCCUUUCCUCGGCCACAGCCGCCGCCGCCAAGGCCACCGCGGCCUCCACGCGGGCCGCUGCCACCACAACCGCCGCCGCCGCCAGGUCUGCCGCGCUUCCCUUGGAUGGCGGUGGCGCAGCCGAUGGGGAGCCGCCGCUGGAGCCGCUGCUGCCGCUUGCCGCAGCCCUGAGCGACCCGCCGCCGCCGCCGCCGGCCCCGCCGGGCCCCGAGGCGCCGCCGGUGGUGGAGAUUCGCGGGGCGGGCAUUGCGCCUUCAAGCGGUGGCGUGUCUGGCAGUGCGGCGGCAGUGGGCGUAGCAACUCGCGCCACCGCACCCGCCUCGUCAUCCCCCAGCACCAGCACCAGCACCACUGAAACUGUCCGGAACACCAACACCACGUCAACCGACACUGCCAGCACCGGCACGCGCGAAUGCACCGAGGGAGACGUCCGGCUGUCGGAUGGCCCCAACGCCUGGUCCGGCCGCGUGGAGCUUUGCAGCGGCGGGCGGUGGGGCACCCUGUGCGACGCAGGCUGGGGCUGGGAUGACGCACGCGUGGUGUGUCGUCAGCUCGGGCUGGGCGAGGCCGGUGGCGAGGCAAUGCUUGGAGGCUGGUUCCCGCCUGGGGCCGCCGCCAUGCCCAUCCACGCCGGCGGCAUUGCCUGCGUUGGCAGCGAGGCGCGGCUGUCGGCAUGCCCGCAAGCCGGCCUGUCGUCGUCGCUAUGCACUGGGCACGAGUUCGACGCCGGCGUCAUAUGCAAUAAUCCGUCCGUGGCGUCGCCACCGCCUUCGGCCGGUGCCACCAACGGCAGCGGCUGGGGCCGCGGCGGCUACCCAUGCACAGGUUAUGCCGACGGAGCCUUGCGGCUGGUGCCGGCGACCGGCCUGCCGCCGUCGCCACAGUCGCCGCCGCCGGCGUCGGCUUCGGUGCCUGUCGACGUGACGACGGGCCGGCUGGAGGUGUGCCUGGGUGGCGAGUGGGGUAGCGUCUGCAACGACGGUUGGGACGACAGCGACGCAAGCGUGGCGUGCCGCCAGCUCGGCUUCGCAAGCGGCGUCGCCGUCACCAGCCCCACGCCUGCGGCCGACGGUGCCGUCACCAACAGCCCGUUUGCUGGACCCAACAACAUGACCAUCUGGCUCACCGGCAUGGACUGCGGCGGCGGCGAGGACGGGCUCACGGCCUGCCCGCACACCGUCGGCCUGGGCUUUGGCGCCGCCGCGCCGCCGGCGUGCAGCCACCAGGAGGACGCGGGCGUGGCGUGCAGCCGCAGGCCCGCGCCGCCGUCGCCGCCGCGCCCUCCGCCGCCGCAGUGCAGCGAGGACGGUGCGUUGCGGCUGCAGCCGCUGCCCGCGGCCGUUGCCGCAGCCGCCGGCCUGAACGCCACCGCCUACGCCACCGGCCGCCUGGAGGUGUGCUACAGCGGCCGCUACGGCCUAGUCUGCGACGACAAUUUUGGCGCGGCGGAGGCGCGCGUGGCGUGCCGUCAGCUGGGGUACUUGUACGGCAAGGUCCUGGGACCCGAGGACAUGGCGGCGGCGGGGAACCCGCUGGCGGCGGGCGCGCCCGCCGGCGCCGCCACCACCUUCUGGAUGGAUGAGGUGGACUGUACGGCGUUCGACACCGCGUUCACGGGCUGGCUGGGCCGCCUGACGCAGUGCAUGUUCUCGGGGUGGGGCAACAGCGACUGCGACGCCAAGAUUGAGGCGGCGGGCGUGGUGUGCUCCAACGACCCCAGCGUGCUGGUGCAGCCGCCGCCGCCCUCGCCGCCUCCGCCGCCGCCGCCGGCGCCCUAUGCCUGCAACACGCCCUUCAGCCUGCGCAUGGGUGCAGGUAACGGCACUGCGGGUCGCCUGGAGAUGUGCUCGCGUGGCGGCACCUGGGGCACGAUCUGCGAGGUGGGAUGGGACAACGUGGACGCCGGCAUCGCCUGCCGCCAGCUGGGCUUCGACGGCGGCGUGGCACUGCCCUCCGCCACCACCGACCCCAAGCGCGGCUUUCCCUCCGCCGGCUCGUCGCAGCCGCUGCUGUUUUACGAUAUAACCUGCAGCGGCUCCGAAGCCACCCUCACGCAGUGCCUGGGCAGGGCGAAUGCAGCCAAUAACAGCGGCUGCGUCAACCCCCGCCGCGACGCCGGCAUCGCGUGCUUCAACACGCGCUCGCCGCCGCCCGCAGUGGCGGAUACCUUCUCCUGCUCCAACACCUACGCGCUGCGGCUGAUGAUGGGCAACGCCACGAUCACCACCGCCGCUGGCUCGGGCCGCGUGGAGGUGUGCUAUGGCGGCCGCUGGGGCAGCGUGUGUCGCGACGGCUGGGAUGACGCCGACGCGGGUGUGGUGUGCCGGCAGCUGGGCCUCAGCGGCGGCACCGCAGUGACCGACGACCGCUUCGGCUUUGCGUCCAAGGACCUGCCGGUGUGGCAGGACGAGGUGGCCUGCCGUGGCGAGGAGGCGGCGUUCGCGGCGUGCAGCCUGCGCGAGUGGGGCAACUCGGACUGCUGGCGCUGGCCGCGGCUGGACGCGGGUGUGAUGUGCGGCCCGCCGCUCAGCUCCCUGCCCAGCCCCGUGCCCGCGCCUAGCCCGCUGCACGUGGCGCCUUCGCCUGGAUACUACCCCGGCUCGCCUAGCCCGCCACCAGCGUCGCUGUCGCCUGGGUACUACCCCGGCUCGGCUGCGCCGCCGUUGCUUGGGCCCAUGGCUUACCCGCCGACGCAGUCACCGGCGCCGACGCAGCUGCGACCACCUUUGGUGGUGUCCUCGCCACCUGGCGGCCGCCUGUAUGCAUGCUCCUCCGAGGGCGCGCUGCGGCUGGUGGGGUUCUCCACCUCCUCCAGCGGCUUCAACGUAGCCAGCGGCCGCGUGGAUGUGUGCUUCGGCGGCCAAUGGGGUGCCGUGUGCGGCCGCGAGUGGACCUACUACCCCAGCAGCAGCAGCAGCAGCAGCAGCAGCAGCAGCAGCAGUGGAGGCGGCAACGGCACCGACGGUGCGCGCAGUGACGGAACGGGCGAUGUGAUGUGGGACGACGACACCGCAACGGUGGUGUGUCGGCAGUACGUGACGGCGCUGCUUGCCGCCAAGGGCAGCAGCACUAGCGCUGAUGAUGUGUUGUUUAGUGCUACGGGGCUACUGCCGGGGGAUGCGUCCUUCCCGGGCCUGGCGCCGGGCCAGGGUUUCGCCGUGUCGAGUGUGCAGUGUGACGGCACGGAGGCAACCCUGGAUGACUGCAGCCGCUCCGGCUGGGGCACGGUGCCGGCGGCGUGCGGGUCGGCGGACGCGGUGGGCGUGCAGUGCGUGAUGCGGCCGUUUUGAGUGAGUGGUGGGGCAGUGAGUCCAUGCGUGUGUGAGCGGACGGCUACGGCAGCCGCUUGCUGAAGCUGCGUGUUGAGUGGUGCGUCUUUUGUCAGUGGGCGAGAGGCAUCCUUGGCAAGGUGGGGGCUUGGGAUUUGGAAGGCGUGCAGUGACGCGACUCUAGACUGCAGUGCAUGCCGAGUAGGACAGGAUAGCUGCAGGAUAAAGGACUUAACACAAGGUGAACCGAAGAACAAGUGGGAGGCGCAGGAUGGUGACGCAAUUGCUGGAUGUGGCUGCUGUAGGAAACAUGGGUGGGUUGCCGUCGUUAUGUGAGGGCCGGUGCAUGCUGGCACGUGGCACGGCGCUGGUGAUGAUCAUAUAUGGGGGCUAACUUAUGCAAAGUGUAUCAUUCUUUCCACGUUAUGUGUACAACGGCAUCUGAACGUGUUUUUGUUCCAACUCUGGGCGACAACAUAGCUGGUCAUGCAUUCGAGGCCGCCUGUGCGCGGCCAGUCAUACUAAUUUCCCCCACCAACAUGGCAGUAGUCGGGCCGGGUCUCAUGAGAAUGCUCCCGGCCGCGUCCGUGCCUUUACCGUAGUUCGACCCGGCCGCCUCGUGACACCGUUAAUCAGCACUUCGUAGGCUUGAAUAGGACUUGUGCUGCUGAUUGUGCAGCACUGUGUGCAUCUAUGAGAUUCCAAUUGACGCACGUGGUGAGGCGUGGCCUGAUGGAUGGCUGCACAGGUGGCGUAGAGGGCAUGCCCAGUGCCAGGUAGCGUCUUGUCAUGGCGCUUGGUGUUGGUGUACCUGAUCUGCCUAGCCAAUCCUGUGUACUGAAGCUGGCUUCUAAGCUUUACCAGGCCUGUUGACUCCCUUUGACUCUAAAGUGAUCACAGGAUAGACUAAUUGAUUUAAGGGGUUCGUGUGAUUUCCUGAUCGGCUGUUAGCGUGAUUUUUGAACAGAAGCAUGAGCAAGUUUGGCAACGAUUGGAAUGAUUGAGUUGUCUGCGACUGUAACUGGCUCAGGCA